Messenger RNA from Didymodactylos carnosus, 706 nucleotides. NCBI's taxonomy places the organism in Eukaryota, Metazoa, Rotifera, Eurotatoria, Philodinida, Philodinidae. The record is from the annotation of a GenBank genome assembly.
CAAGAUGAUCUCAGAAUCUUGACAGAUAUCGAUAAAUCUGCAUAAGAUCUUGAAAGAACUGAACAGAAACUUCCGAAAUCUUUCAAGUUUUUAUCAAGAUCUGCAGUCAAGAUUUUUUACUUGGGUUCAGUGGAUCACUUAGCCUUGUAGCAAAUCAAAAAUAAAGGUAACCUUUUGGAGCCAGCUAUAGCAAUGAAAGUUACUUUCUUAAAUCAGUAUAGAGAUUACCAAUCACCUAAUUUUAGUUUGAAUGACUUUUUGUUCUAUAGGAAAAGGAAAUCGUUUUGUUGACGCCUGCCUUCUCACAAUGAUUGGUAUUCAAGAUAGUCCAUUAACUAUCCGUAAACGUUAAUCUGAUUACAUUAAAUUAAAUGAAAUAGCAUUACAUGAUCGGUGGAGAGAUACAGCGAUAUCGUCUGAACAAAAACGACGAUUGAACAUUGAUUUAAAUGAUAAUCCACUUGAUCAAGAAAUGGAUAUUGGCACUAAGAACGAUUGUGUGUUUAAAGUUGGUGAUGUAUUUAAUUCUUUUAAUGAAUUUAAAUAUAAAUUAAAUGAUUAUUCAACAAAUACCGGAGGAAUGUUUUCUAUCUGUCAUCCAACAAAAUUGAAACAGACAUCUGAAUUAGUCUAUGGAAAACAUUUAUAUAUUUGUUGUCACGGCGAUAAACAACGUUGCCGUAGUAAAGGGAUUAGACCACAAUAG